AUGUCUCGCUUUCAGUUCGUUUUGUUCCUUCUUUUGCCAUGGCCGGCUUCAGCUGGCCCGAUAUCUCGCUGGCAAUCCGAGUCAUUGGGCGCUCCUGAGCCGACUUCUUCGCCACUAUUGCCGAAUAUCGAACGGCGUGAAGCUGGUGAUGGCAAUUACAUCGCUUGUGGCAAUGACGACUCGGAAACCAACGACCUCUCGGAAGCCGACGACGACUCAGAAGCCAACAACCUCUCGGAAACCAACGACCUCUCAGAAACCAGCAACGACCCAGAAGCCAACGACCUCUCAGUUGCCAACUACAUCUCAGUUGCCAACCACCACUUCUAUUUCUUACCUGUCUAUAUAGUCCCUGUCUAUGUUUCAAGCACCGCACCCUCCCUCGAUUCCGUGGUGAUACCGGGUGCAUACCAACCUUCUUCAGCUGGGCUUCUAGGUGGAGCAAACAGCAUCAAAGCUGCCACAACCACACCACCAACCUCGGCCUCUACCACCAUACAGCCAGCGAUAGCACCAGUGCCCACAGUGCCUACAAGUAGCAUCCCAGCCGUUGGAGCCAUUAUACCUUUAGGAAGCAGUAGCAAUUCUUCCACAUCUACACCCACGCUCCCGACCUCCAAUUCUAUCCAACUAGCGAGCUCUAUCACGGCAAACUCUACGCAAGUACAGGCUUCCAUGUCAAGGUCCAAGCCUGUGGCAACCGUAACCCAGCCUGUGAUCGUCUAUGUUACCCAGGGAGCACCAAUUCCAUUUUCGACAAGCGUUAUCGAACAGACACCCAGUGUCAACUCGUCGGUGUCGUCAGCGAAACUAACGGCAAAACCGUCUGUUGAAACAACAAGUACGUCUUUGAACUUUGUGACCGUCCAUUCCACUAGAACAUCGGUUGUUCGUGUGACUGUUUCCCCAACAUCAUCACCUGAUUCUUCGGUCUUUCUGGCCACAACUGGGAGCGCUACGAGUGUGAAUGCAGCGCCUAUAGGGGCUCACCUCAAUGCAACGUCCGCAGUGCCUCUGACCAUCAACUCGACAACAACAUCGCUUCCUUCUGGGUCUUUGCUGUUGCCUUCCUCAAGCGAGAUUGCUUCUGCAGAUACAGUCAAUGUCACUUCCACAAAUAUUGUUCCAUUGACUGUUCAUUCGACAACACCGGUACCGUCUUCGUCGUUGACGUCUAAUGAGACUGCUUCUACAGAAACCGUCCGUGUCACUUCCACAAGUUUUGUUCCAUUGACUGUUCAUUCGACAACAUCGACAUCGCCUUUAUCGUCGCCACCUAGUGAGACUGCUUCUACGGAAACGGAGAGAGUCAAUGUCACUUCCACAAAUAUUGUUUCAUUGACUGUUCAUUCGACAACACCGGCAUCGUCUUCGUCGUUGACGACUAAUGAGACUGCUUCUACAGAAACCGUCCGUGUCACUUCCACAAGUAUUGUUUUAUUGACUAUCCAUUCGACAACACCGCCAUCGCCUCUGUCCUCGCCGCCUAGUGAGACUGCUUCUAUAGAGACAGUCCGUGUUACUUCCACAAGUAUUGUUUUAUUGACUGUCCAUUCGACAACAUCAUCCUCUCCUCUGUCGUUGCCGCCUAGUGAGGCUGCUUCUACGGAGAGGGAGACAAUCCGUGUCACUUCCACAAGUCUGUAUAGUGAGACUGGUUCUGCGGAGACGGAGACAGUCCGUGUCACUUCCGCAAGUAUUGUUCCAUUAGCUGUUCAUUCGACAACAUCGUCGUCUCCUCCGUUGUUACCCUCGUUGAGUGAGACUGCUCCACGUGAGCCUGCACCUACAGCGACAUCCCACGUCACUUCCACGCAAACCGCUCGCAUGACCUUUGAUGGGUCGUCUGCCACACGAGCGGUGGAAACUACACAGGCAGUAGAUCCAACAUCUACCAUUGAUGCUGAUGUAUCUACCACGACCACCAAGCCAGGCAAAGGCAUACUUACUGUGAAUCCGAUUACGCCGUCUGGCUUUUUCACAGUCACUGAAACCCUGAUCAAGACUAAGACGGUGACAGAUCGCAUUACUGAGACUGUUACUGCCACCGUUACUCGGGAUUAA
Molecule: messenger RNA, 2064 nt
Organism: Penicillium griseofulvum
Lineage: Eukaryota; Fungi; Ascomycota; Eurotiomycetes; Eurotiales; Aspergillaceae
Exons: 3
Coding region: 1-2064 (687 amino acids)
Source: RefSeq, a predicted model, not a curated record